AUGGACCUCGACGCCGGCGCCGACGACUUCUUCGCGGCGCUGAACAACGGCGCGGCCGAGGACGUAUUCGCGGGCUUCGGAGCCGCCGAGGCGGAGGCCAGCGCGGCCGCAGACGCCGCCGACCGCCCCUCGCUGGACGACGAGCCGCUCGUGAUGGUGGACAAGAAGAAGAAGGCGGAGGCGGCCAAGAAAGCGGCCAAGAGGGAGGCGGCAGCGCGCGCUGCUGCGGCCAAAGCUGCCAGACAAGCCGACGAACCGGCGCUGCCCAUGGAGGAGCGCAUCGUGAACCUGCUGGUGCCCGAGCUCAAGGUGAACGACGUGAUGCUGCUGAUCCGGAAGAUGAAGCAGGCGGGCAAGUCGGACGCCGACGAGUUCUCAGAGCUCGACGCCGAGCAGAAGACAGCGCCGCGGUUCCGCUGCGAGACGUGCGGCAACACAGAGCAGAACAACUUCAUCACGGACUAUGCGCGUGGAGACACGAUCUGCAACGGUGUGGAUGGCAACGGAUGUGGUACCGUGGUGCAAGACCACAUUGUGCACGAAGGAAGUGCGUACCGUAAGUUCGAAGGCGAAGAGGACAAGUCGCACCACGGUCCUGCUCCGAACAAGCUCUUCUCGACGGGACACAACUUGCGCACGCUGAUCUCGCAGGACGGCGAGAUGGCUGGUAACUUGAGGCGAGCUGCGGAGUUCGUGGAGAUGAACUUGAGUCAGAUGGGUAAGGACGAGCGGAGGACGCGUAUUGGUUACAAGGACCAGAUGAAACAAAAAGCUUGCCGUCUUAUUGACCACACGAUCAGUAACUUGGAUCUGCACGAGAUUGUGGGCAGCCGCGCCAAGAAAAUGUUUGCCGAAUUCCGUGAUGUCCGUGAACACGUGCACCAAUUUGACGCCAUGGUGGCAGGCUGCGUCAUUGCCGCCUACAUGGAGACGAGCAAGGAAAUGUACUCGGCGCAAAAUGGCAUCCGUAUCGGCCAAAACAAGCAGGCGGGCAUUGCCAAUUUGGCUCUGCUGCCGAACAAGGCCGUGGACGAGAAGAAGCUGCACCCGUUCACGUGCCCGCUGUGUGAUAUGAAGUUUAACGCACGUCGCGGUAUGCAGUUCCACAAGUGCGCUGGCAAGCCCGACGAGGACCAGGAGAAAACGUUGAACACCACCGAUUUGGCGCCGGUGGUGCUGCCCGAUGAGCUCCAGCCUAUCAUCGAGAUGAAGAACGGCAAGAAGUGGUUCAAGUGCCCCGUGUGCUCACGCGUGUACGGGAAGGAGGAGAGCUUGUCCGAGCACAUGGUGCGGCACAAGAACCAGAGCAAGAAGCGCAAGCACCAUAUAGAAACGAGCACGAUCGACUCGACGCGUCUCGCCAAGACGACGAAGCUGGCGUCAGCGAACCCUUCAGUGCAGGUCAACACGCACGAGCAGGUCAUGUUCCGUGGCGAGGGUCGGCGGGUGUGGCUUCAGCAUCUGACCGAAGACUAA
Molecule: messenger RNA, 1476 nt
Organism: Phytophthora sojae
Lineage: Eukaryota; Oomycota; Peronosporomycetes; Peronosporales; Peronosporaceae
Exons: 5
Coding region: 1-1476 (491 amino acids)
Biological process (GO): DNA-templated transcription initiation; transcription preinitiation complex assembly
Cellular component (GO): transcription preinitiation complex; nucleus
Molecular function (GO): TBP-class protein binding
Source: RefSeq, a predicted model, not a curated record